Messenger RNA from Aspergillus nidulans FGSC A4, 932 nucleotides. It is a transcript of the gene pst2, whose product is annotated as putative NADH-quinone oxidoreductase Pst2. The transcript is spliced from 4 exons. Bases 38 to 652 code for a protein of 204 amino acids. Lineage: Eukaryota; Fungi; Ascomycota; Eurotiomycetes; Eurotiales; Aspergillaceae. Gene Ontology annotation, molecular function: FMN binding; NAD(P)H dehydrogenase (quinone) activity; oxidoreductase activity. The record is from RefSeq and is a predicted model, not a curated record.
CUCAUUUUAUCUUCCAAUUGAAGCCCAAACAGUCACAAUGGCUCCCAAGAUCGCCAUCGUCUUCUACUCCAUGUACGGCCACGUUGAGAAGCUGGCCCAGGCUGAACUCAAGGGUAUUCAGGCCGCCGGUGGUAAUGCCGACCUCUACCAGAUCCAGGAGACCCUGCCUGAGGAGGUCCUUGCCAAGAUGCACGCUCCUCCCAAGUCCUCUGUCCCCACUCUAGAGAAGCCCGAGCAGCUUCUGGAGUACGAUGCCGUUCUCUUCGGUAUCCCUACCCGUUAUGGUAACUUCCCUGCCCAGUGGAAGGCCUUCUGGGACCGCACUGGUGGUAUCUGGGCUACUGGUGGUUUCUUCGGCAAGUACGCUGGCCUGUUCGUCUCCACAGGUACCCUUGGUGGUGGCCAGGAGUCCACUGCGAUCGCUGCCAUGAGCACCCUCACCCAUCACGGUUUCCUCUACGUUCCUCUUGGCUACAAGACUGCCUUCCCUCUCCUCUCCAACCUCGAAGAGAUCCACGGUGGUAGCGCCUGGGGCGCUGGUACCUUUGCUGGUGCCGAUGGCUCUCGCCAGCCCACCAAACUUGAGCUCGAGAUCGCUGAGACUCAGGGCAAGUCCUUCUAUGAGCACGUCUCUCGUGUCAACUUCGCGUGACUACAUGGAAGCACCGAAGUUGAGUCUCAAGCCAAGCCUGCUCAGCAACAGACAACUACACCCAAAACGGAGAAGCAGAACAGCUCUGAAGCGAAGAAGUCAGAGAAGGACAAUGAGGGCGGCCCUUGCGGUCUGCCUAAGAAGUGUAACAUCCUCUGAUUGACUUGGCUAUAUACCCAUGCUUGAUUUCUCGUUUAGUGGUGUUAUUUUGUUUCUUGAUGGAAAGGAGACUUGAUGAUUCAUGAAUUGGCUUUAGAAAAUAAUGACAUAUAAUCCAUCC